This is a messenger RNA of Schistocerca serialis cubense, 4168 nucleotides long. RefSeq lists its product as uncharacterized. The record is from RefSeq and is a predicted model, not a curated record. The transcript has 2 exons. Bases 53 to 2428 code for a protein of 791 amino acids. Lineage: Eukaryota; Metazoa; Arthropoda; Insecta; Orthoptera; Acrididae.
CAGCCAGACGCUGCUUUGCCGCCCGUGCUGUGCUUUGCUGAGCUGCGGAGGCAUGGUAGGCUCCCUGGUGGCGCUCCUCCUGCUGGCGGCGUUCAGCCGCCCGGCGGUCGCGUAUCCUGAGCCGCAUCUGCACUUACUGUUUGGAGGCGACGCCUACGAACAACCCUCAGUUCGGCCAGCGCGAGGCCUGCUGGGUGGCAUCAUCAACGCUGCCACUGGCGGCAUCCUCAAACCAUUCGUCGCGCCGCUCGGUGGCAGUGGCUCCAGCGCCUCGAGCAACAGCUACAGCACCGGCGUCACUCUACCCUUCGGAAUAUCAGCGGGAUUCUCCGGAUCGGCAUCUAAUGCCGACUCUGGUGCUGGCUUCCCAUUCGGCGGUGGUGGCGGCGGCAGCUCCGCCGCUUCUGCAAGCUCCAGUGCUUCCUCAGGAAGUGGUGGCGGGGGAUAUGGAGGCGCUUCUUCCGGAGCAGCAAGUGAUGCGCAGGCAAACUCUUACGGGAACGGCUACGGUGUACCCGUUCCCAACUACGGAGGUUCAUCGUCGGGUGCCUCGAGCAACGCCCAGAGCUCAGCUGGCAGUGGUGGUGGAGGCGCGUCUUCUGGUGCAUCGAGCAGUGCUCAGAGCUCUGCUAACUCAUAUGGUAGUGGAUACGCCGCCCCUCCUCCAAAUGCUGGCGGGGCGUCUUCUGGAGCGUCGAGUAAUGCACAGAGCUCUGCUAAUUCAUACGGUAAUCAUGGCUUGCGCAGAUCUCCUUAUAUUGCAUCAGUAGGGGAAUUUCAAGGACCUCCUCUACCACCUCCAGGACCCAGAGGACCUCCACCACCCCCACCAUUUGCGGGCCCUCCAGGACCUCCACUUUUUGAAGGCCCUCCACCAUUUGAAGGUCCUCCACCUAGACCGCAUGGGCCACCAUAUGGACACGCUCAUGGUUUCCACAAGAAGCAUGAAGGAGGGUUCUAUAGACCUGAAGCAAAUUUCAUUGAAGGUGGCGUGUAUGGUGGUGGAGGUGGCCGAAGAGAGGGUACAGGUGGAGGUACCACUCAUAUAGUGCUUGUGCCUGUGGAAGUCACUGACGGAGGUGGUAGUGCAUUUGGAGGUGGUGGAUCAUCCAGCAAUUCCCAAUCACAAGCAAAUGCUGCUGGUGGAUACAGCCAAGGAGGAGGAGGUGGUGGUGGUGGUGGUGGAUGUCAAAGGGGAUGUGGAGGCCCCGUAGGGGUUCAAGGAGGUGUCCCAGCAUACUCUCAAGGUAACUAUGGUGUUGGUGGAUAUGGUGGAAGUGGAGGCAGUUCUACAAGUCAGAGCCAGAGUUCAGCCCAAGCUGCUAGUGGUUCAACAGGGCAAAGUGGAACUGUGGGUGGCUAUGCACCAAGUGGUGGACUAGGACUGAGUAGCCAAGGUGUUUCUCAAGGUGGAAGUGGAUCCUAUGGGCAGGGAGCACAGUAUGGAGGAGGAUAUGGACAAGGUGGAGCAGGAGGAAAUUACAACAGUGGUGCAGGAUAUGUUGGUAGUGGUGGUGGUGGGGGUAGUAGUGGUGGUGGUAUUGGUGGAGGUCUCAGUUCUGUUGGCAGUGUGGCAGCAUCAGGUAGCCAGAGCUCAUCCCAAGCUGGAAGCAGUUCUGUUGGUACUCAGUUAGGUGGUGGAUUUAACAGUGGAGGAGGCCUCAGUGGUGGCGGAUAUGGUGGAAGUGCUGGACAUGGAGGCAGUGGUUCAAAUGGUGGAGGGUAUGGAGUCCAAGGAGGUGGUUUGAAUUAUGGUGGAGGAUAUGGAGGACCUGGAGGUGGUGUCAGUGGCUCUUCCUCUGGAAGCAAAGCAUCAAGCAACGCUGUUAGUCAAGCUGGCACUGGUGGCUUCAGCAGUGGAGGCGAGUUUGGAGGUGGAGGCCUAGGCACUGCUGGAUCUGGUGGACUAGUCGGAGGUGGAGGAGGCUAUAAUGGUUACAACCAAGGUGGAGGCUACGGAGCUGUUGGAGGUGGCUCUUCCUCUGGUAGUAAGGCAUCGAGUAACGCUGCCAGCCAGAGUGGCAGCGGUGGUUUUAGCGGGGGAGGUGGUCUUCCAGCAGGCGGAGGAGGAUAUGGUGGUGUUGGAUCAACUUCUGGAGGUGGUGCUGGUGGUGGAGGCGCACUUAUGCCCCUCGAUCUAGCUGUGCAGGAAGUCUUUGGAGGUGGAGGUUCAUCCAGUGGGUCCCACAGUCAGUCGUCGUCUAGUUCCACGUCAGGAAGUGACGGUUUUGGAGGCAGCGGCUCUUCUAGUCAGAGCCAGUCGUCGUCUGGAUCCAGUUCCCUUGGUGGGGGCCACGGAGGUAGCAGAAGCUCCAGCAAGUCGUCAUCGUCUAGUUCAGCUGGAGGCGGUCCUGGAGGCUCCUAUUCCAGCUCUAAGAGCGAAGCCAGCUCUUCGGCUGGUAGCGACUCUUUCAUUUUUGCCAAGUGAAGAACAAUUUUUAAGUGCCUGAUUUUGAUAAAAAUAACACUUGUUAGUGUUCAACUAAUUUUCGAUCCCUAUAAUCAGUCAAUCGACGACGAAGAUGGGAAUUCUUUCGACCUUACUUGCUGAUGCCUAUUCGUUAGGGAUUGACUGUUUGCGAAAAUAUUUCUGACAAAUCAUAAAAUGCAACAACCUUCAUAAAGCGUACUGUCAACUCGGGCUAAAGGCACAGUGUCGUAAAUAAUUAUUGCUGUUCAAAAAUGAGGCUGCAUUAAAAGUGAUUUGCACAUACCUGUUACUGCCUUCCAUUAUAAGACCCCAUACCGACUCGGUAAAUUUAUGAAAUCAUUGCUUCUCCUGUGAUAGAAAAUUAUAGUAAAACAGUAUUUUUCAGGUCUCUCUUCCAUUAAAUACAUUAUCAGCUUUCCGCAGUGAAUCAUUAAUGAUAUGUUGUACAAGUAAUAGUACUGUCAGAGCUUCCUUCUGUGGUUUCACUCAUAUCAUAAUUCAUCUUACGAAGACCAUCUGUUUUUAAAGAAGAGAAAAAGUCGACCGUCUUCUGACUGAUUUGAUUAUUGUUAUUACGUAGACGGACGUCAGUAUUUGUUCAUCGUUGAGUAUCAUUGUGUAUGGUGAGGUGCUUAUUUCGUUACAAUGUAACUUUUUAGUGCCAUAAAUGAAAAAAAUUUAAUUUAAUUCUGAAAUGAAAUGUGCAGGGAUACUGUACGUGUCGCAGUAUUGCCCCAGAUGUUCGAGUAUAAUGCACACUGGCAUAUUUUUUUUAUUAAAGUUCUUCUUUGUACAAAACGCGCAGAACUGCUUGUUUUAAUUCCUACUCCUGAUUUGCGUCACUGUUCCGUCACAGAUUUUCGCCAAUUACUCUUGAAGGUCACCACCAACUGCGUCAAGAGCACGGGUUGCGUAAGCCCUUAACUAAAGGCUGCUGCGAGAGCACUGGGCAAUUAUUCCAGUGUGCCUUCACCUGCCGCUUCUCACUUGUUUAUUUUCGCCAGGUGCCCGUUCCCGCAGCAUCAGUUUCUUUGGACUGCUGCUUCAGAACCGCACUCCAAACGUCUAGUCCCAGACAAUGAAGGCAAUGCACGUCCAGUUCCACUUCGCUCUUCCAACAACACCUCCACGUUAAAUGUCUACCAAGGCUGAUAGGCAGUUACGCAGCAAUCUAGAACCGACUUGUCACGCGUCAGUCGUGAGGAAUAACAGUUUGCACAUGCAGCGCCAUAUGGCGUCCUCGUUGUUUGAUUGUGUCGUCGUGUUUUAACCUUUGUCUCCGAAGUAAAAGUAUCGCCGCGUAAGAAAAAUUUUACAUUCGAUUUCCGACAAUAUUUAUUUAACAUCAAGGUAUAAAAUGAAUUAUUUUCCUUUCUUGUUUGUUCAUUUCUCUCUUUCCAGUUGAGUUAGUGUUUUCCUCGCACGACACGUGCUGCACUGAAACAGUGAAAUUGAUUAAUUUUUUACUAAGAAAGAUUAAGACAUGGAAAGGUGUUCACGUGUAUUGGCAUGAGAAAGCUAUGAUUUUCAGAACAUCAACGUAACUCGAUAUUCAUAUGACAGUAUUAUUAUUUUAGGUUUCUAAAAGAGUUGAUGAGAAAAAAACCUUCAAAUGUUCCUCACGUUUUAACAUAAAGACAGCAUCGUGUGGUUUUUUAAGACUUCAUCAACAUUAAUGUUAGUCUCUAAUGUACGGUAUAUUAUUUAUGAGAAAAAUAAACCAUAAUAUGUUAUGUA